Thermothielavioides terrestris NRRL 8126 is the source of this 228-nucleotide messenger RNA. RefSeq lists its product as uncharacterized. The record is from RefSeq and is a predicted model, not a curated record. The annotation marks the transcript as partial. The transcript has a single exon. Lineage: Eukaryota; Fungi; Ascomycota; Sordariomycetes; Sordariales; Chaetomiaceae.
GAGGAGUACCUUAAGUAUAUUAAAACAGUUCUCAAUAUCCUUAACAAGGUAUAUAUUUAUAUUUUAGUAGAAAAAUCCUUUGUAGCCUACCUAUCAGUAAGACUGCUUGGCUAUAUAGUCAAUAGCGAAGGAGUAGCUAAAAUGGAUAAUAAGAUCACUAUAUUUAAGAAACUUAAGUUCCUCGAUACCCUCGAGACCUUAGAGCAAUACCUUAGUAUAGCUAGAUAG